UCUCCCAUCACCCGCCCAACUUUCGCAAUGGCCGAGGCUGCCCCUGCCACCGCCCCUGCGGCGGAGAAGACCGCUCGUCCCACCCGUCCUGAUGAGAAUGAGUAUCAGAAGAAGCUUGUUGAGGCCGAAAAGGCGCACAAGGUUGCUAUGGAUCGCCUGAACGCCAUCAAGGCCAAGAUCGAUAUUGCCAGCCCCAACAAGAACAAGGACCAGCAAAGCCCGACCCAGAAGCGGCGACAGGAGCUCAUUGCCCAGGCAAACGAGAUCCGUCAGAAGCAGGCCGGUGGUAAGAAUGCCCGUACUAGCAAGCUCGACCAGAUCAAGCGCCUCGAUGAGCAGGUCCGAAGCCGCAUCAACGAGCAAAAGACGGCCAAGGCCAAGGUUCCCUUCAAGUCCCUCGAGGAGGUCGACCGCCAGAUUGCCACCCUCGAGAAGCAGGUCAACUCGGGUACCAUGAAGCUCGUUGACGAGAAGAAGGCCCUCACCGAUAUCUCCAGCCUGCGCAAGACCCGCAAGAACUUUGGUCAGUUCGACGACUCGCAGCGCCAGAUUGACGAACUCCGUGCCAAGAUCAAGGAGAUCAAGGACAGUAUGGAGGACCCCGAGCAGAAGGCCCUCUCCGAGCAGUACAACAAGAUCCAGGCCGAGCUUGACACCAUCAAGGCCGAGCAGGACGAGGCGUACAAGAACAUCUCCAGCCUCCGUGACGAGCGCACCAAGCUCCAUGCCGAGCAGCAGGAGACCUUCACCGCCAUUCGCAAGCUCAAGGACGACUACUUUGGCCAGAAGAAGGCCUUCCAGGCUUUCGAGCGUGAGCUCCGCGAGAAGCAGCGAGAGAAGAGAAAGGCCGAGAACGACCGUUACCACCAGGAGCGCAAGAAGGCCGAGGCCGAGCGAGUUCUCGCUGAGGCUAGCGACCCUGCUUACCUCGAGGAGAUCCGCCGCGCCAACAGCUUGCUGCUGUUCCUCGACCCCAACCACAAGGUCGAGAAGGGCCCUCUUGUGGCCGAUUCAGGCCUAGGCGCCCAGACCCAGCGUACCGUCGACGAUGCCGGCCUAAAGGGAACCAAGCUUCUGCGUAAGGAGGACCGUGAGGACGAGUAUCUGCCCUCCACCAAGAAGGGCAAGAAGGGCAAGAAGGGCGGUGCCAACGCAGCCUCCACCAAGGCUUUCAACUGCCCCCCUUCUGUUGUUGAGGACUGUGCCUUCAUUGGCGUUGAGCCCCCCAUGAGCAGCGAGGACGUCCCUACUGUCAUUGAGAAGGUCCGGGCCAAGCUGGACCACUGGAAGGGUGACCAGGAGGCUGAGACCCAGCGCAACAUCGACAAGGCAAAGGCGAAGAUUGAAGAGCUUGAGAAGGCCGAGGCCAACGGUACCAACGGCGUCGAGGAAGCCACCGCCGAGCUCAAGGAGACUUCCAUCGCCGACAAGCAGGAGUCAUAA
Messenger RNA from Clonostachys rhizophaga, 1443 nucleotides. Lineage: Eukaryota; Fungi; Ascomycota; Sordariomycetes; Hypocreales; Bionectriaceae. The record is from the annotation of a GenBank genome assembly.